This is a messenger RNA of Notolabrus celidotus (New Zealand spotty), 2347 nucleotides long. It is a transcript of the gene calhm6, whose product is annotated as calcium homeostasis modulator family member 6. The coding region runs from base 358 to 1344 and encodes 328 amino acids. The transcript is spliced from 2 exons. Lineage: Eukaryota; Metazoa; Chordata; Actinopteri; Labriformes; Labridae. Gene Ontology annotation, molecular function: monoatomic cation channel activity. The record is from RefSeq and is a predicted model, not a curated record.
GCAGACAGAGGGCUGUAAAGGGUUAAUCACUGAUCCCCUCGUUUAUGAUGCGCAUCACUUUCACUCUUCUCUUUGACUAACUUUCUGACUUUGAAGUCUGUCUGCAACACAUGAGUGCACGUGAGGGGUCUGACAUGUAUUCAGCAGAGACCGAGUCUACUUUCAGUUUGAAACGAGUUCCUUACGGAUCAAGCUUUGGAUUACCAUGACCUGGAUGACUCAGAAUCCUUACAGACAAAUGAUAAGAAGUUAAAACGUUAACCUGAAUAAGCAGAAGUGAACUUCUUGUCACGUGACGGCGAACAGAGUUAUAAAGCUGGAAGUGAAAGUAAUGUGAGAGUGUCAAAGCGCGCAGAGAUGGAUAAGUUUAAGACUGUUCUGAACAUCGCCAACCAGCACACCAACCUCGGGUUCGGGGUCGUGGCCCUACUGACGGCCGGGGGGGAGCAGAUCUUCUCCUCGGUGGUCUUCAGGUGUCCCUGCAGCCCGGAGCUGAACUUCAUGUACGGGAUGGUAUUCCUGCUGGUGCCCGCUCUAGCUCUGCUGCUGUUCGGAUACAUCCUCAGUAAGAAGACCUGGAGGCUGGUGACGGGUCUGUGCCGGAACACGGAGAGGUCCUGCGGCUGUAAGAGGCUGUCUGCAGCGGGGUGCAUCCUGUUCCAGAUCAGCACCUCCGCACUGGUGGCCCCGUCCUCCUGGAUCGCUGUGGCUCUGCUCAGUGGAAACUACUUUGAGUGCGCAAUGACCGGGACAAACGCCAGCAGCUAUUACGCACAGACCCUGUGCGCGCAGACAUCAGCCCCGGAGCAGUGCGGCAAGGAGCUGUUCAGGUUCCCCUGCGGGAAGGGGGUCGGGGUCCCUGACGCUGACAGGGAGCAGGUGAUGCUCACCCUCAGGGCUCACUCUCAGAUCCUGGGUUGGCUCGUCAUCGCCUCCAUCAUGUUGUUCAACCUGCUGCUCACCUGUGUGGCUCGCUGCUCCUCUCCCAUCAGCUACCUGCAGCUUAAGUUCUGGAGGGCCUACACUCAGGAGGAGAACAGCAUGAUGGAUUCUUUCACCGCCAAACACGCCAAAGAGCUUGCUGAGAGGAACCUGAAGAGCUUCUUCUCCAAGUCGCUGCCUGCAGACAUCGAAACACCCUCCAACAGGGACUGGGAGAAGAUCUCGUCCCUGUACAAGUUCAGCUCCAGGAAGCAGUUCUACAGCACCCUGCACCGCUACGUGGAGACCUGCCAGGAGGACGACGGAGGCGUGGUGAGGAUGGCUUCGGUCCGGUCGGUCGACUCUACUGAUGUCGGCCCCGCUGUUCUGAGCUUUGUGGACGAUGGGAAGAUGUCGCUGUGAAGAGGUUUCCUCUCUUCAGUUUUAAAACUAUGUCCUCUCAAACAGUGCUGGAAAGGUUUUUAUGUUUUAAUGUAGAUGAUGAGUCACACCUGAGGAAUCACCUGAUGAUGAUCCAGCAAGAAUCAUCCUGAUGGAUGAAGUGGUCUAACCUUGCUCGAAUCUGAUUGGUCUAAACCCCUUCGCGAUGGUUAUUAACUUUCAUUAAUAUGAGCAACACCAGAGACAAACUGAUCACACGUCAUGUCAAAUCAAUCCCCUGUAACUCUGAUGAUUGUUUGAAUAAACGAUUCCUCUUUCUUUGUUAUUAUGCAGCACAGACCUGGAAAGACCUCCCAGAUAGUAUUAGACAAGCCCUGAGUCUGACCACUUUUAAGUCUAGACUAAAAACGUUCCUUUUUCAGGCCGCUUACUCUGCUCAAUAAUGGAUGCAAACCCAUUUUUAAACUUGAACUCAAACUUUUGAACUAAACUCAUUUUACAUUCUUUCUUUCUUGAUCGUAUAUAUUUUAAUAUUUUAUGUUUAAAUGCUUAUGUUUGUUCCAUGUCUUAUUUUAAGAUUGGAUAUUUUACCAUUUAACGUCAUUUUUUAAAUUAGAUAUUUUUCAAUUGAAUGUGGACUUCAAUCGGGGGACUUCAAUUUCUAUCUCUGUUAUUGAUCAUGCCACACACACAGGCUGAAAUAGACCCUUGGGUACAACAGGAUCCUGUAAACAUGCACCAAUAAAGAGAUGUAAGAGGGGGGGCUGCACGUAGACGAGCUGCUAGGGGUUCAGGGCCUUGCUCAAGGGCACCUCAGGAGGUGAACUGGCCCCUUCCUAUCCUGCAGUCGAGUUUCCAGACAUGUGACCCUGCAGACUGAUUUACUGCCAUCCACCUCCAGCAUCUCAUGAGUCAUGUGACAGAGUAUGAACGAGUCUAUCAGAAAUUGUAAGAAAACAUCAGAUCUUAAAGUGUACUAUUAAUUAUAAUCGUAUCGUAUUAAAUUGUAUUGAUCUGCAACUGA